Molecule: messenger RNA, 1079 nt
Organism: Sitodiplosis mosellana (orange wheat blossom midge)
Lineage: Eukaryota; Metazoa; Arthropoda; Insecta; Diptera; Cecidomyiidae
Gene: mRpL13
Product: 39S ribosomal protein L13, mitochondrial
Exons: 4
Coding region: 438-974 (178 amino acids)
Biological process (GO): negative regulation of translation; translation
Cellular component (GO): ribosome; mitochondrial large ribosomal subunit
Molecular function (GO): structural constituent of ribosome; mRNA binding
Source: RefSeq, a predicted model, not a curated record
GCCGAAGAAAUAACAAAUAUGGGAAUUUGCAUCUGGAAUCGUUUUUAAAACUUCAAACAAAAUUCUGGGCACAAGCACCAAUUGGAUGUUUGCAAUAUUAAAUUCUUGGUACGGAUAAUUAUUGAUUUUUUCUCUUACAGCUUUGGGAGUGUUAACAUUGUGUAAGAAGUGAAUCGCUCUCGUACAACCUUACGCGAGUCUAUUUAUAUUCAAUGCUGAAUAUUUUUUCAUGAUGAAGAAAUAAAUUUGAAUUGUUGCCGGAUCGAAUCAAAGCGUUUAUACCGCUAUCCCAGAAUAAAUAAACGCAUACAAACGCAUGUCACCCGAUUUGACAUCUCGUCAUUCCUGUGGUCUUUCGCGAAACACACACGGAACAACCGAUUGAUUUGUGUUAUUGUUUUUACAUUAAAAAAAAUUUGAGAAAAAAUCGCGUGGCCAUGGCGACUUUGAAGCGAGCUCAGCAAUGGGCUACAUUCGGCAGAACCUGGCAUUUGUACGAUUGCUUGUGGCAGAAUCCAUUUCAAUCGGGUAAAAUAAUUUCGACACAUUUGAAAGGAUUACACAAACCCAUCUAUCAUCCGCUUGCUGACUGUGGAGACCACGUCGUUGUUAUAAACACAAGUAAAAUCGCGUUGCCGGGUGACGAGUGGACUAAGCGUGUAUACUUCCAUCACACAGGCUAUGCCGGAGGCGCCACAUGGACAUUAGCACACGAAUUGCACGAGAAAGAUAAAACGAAGAUUAUGUGGUACGCGGUGUAUACUUCAAUGAAAGGCAAUUUGCAGCGACGACAUGCAAUGACACGUCUCCAUUUGUUCCCGGACGCAAUAAUUCCACCCGAAAUACAAGCAAAUAUCAGCAAUCAAUUGAAACAAGGUCGUCCCGUUCCAACGCGAAUCGAUGAAUAUGACGUGGAAACCAUUAAGAAUUUCCCCAAAAUCAUGGACUAUCCAAAGGAUUAUGUUGUCAAAUAAAAUGCCUUUAUAUGCUACUGUUUUAAGUAAUUUGUAGAAAUGCGAUGUUCCCCAGUAAGAAAAAAAAAAAACUAUAAAAUCAAAUAAAACGAAAAUGCUUUGUGA